Molecule: messenger RNA, 2425 nt
Organism: Alligator sinensis (Chinese alligator)
Lineage: Eukaryota; Metazoa; Chordata; Crocodylia; Alligatoridae
Gene: FAM234B
Product: family with sequence similarity 234 member B
Exons: 12
Coding region: 276-2270 (664 amino acids)
Molecular function (GO): protein binding
Source: RefSeq, a predicted model, not a curated record
UGAAGAGAAGCUUCUUUGUGAUUAUAGUUUUGAGAAUAGGCACUAAUCUGGAGUCAGAAGAGAGCUGAGAAGAGGUUGGGCAUUGGAAAUGAAGUGAGUUAAACAUAAAAAUCUGGUAUGGUAGCUCCACAGAACUGUUUCUCAUUACAGAACAGGAAAGCAUUAGAGGGAAUUAAGUAAAUCCUGAUUUUAUGUUCCUUGGGUUGAUAAAACUGUUGGGAUCUGUUUUUCUGUAGCCUCCACUCUGAGACCUUGUGAAUAUAUAUAAAUGCACAAUGCACAUUGGGCCCCUCCAGAGGCAUCUGUCAUAUGUAUAUAUUCCAAAUACAGACAUCUGUCCCUCUCUCACAUGCCCCUUAGUCUUGGGACCCAAACUUGUCAAGAACAUUUUUCUUUCUUUCCUCCCCUUUCUUUAUCCCUCCCUGUUUCUCUCCUCAGGAAAAAAGAGCCCAGACCUAGGGGAGUAUGAUCCUCUCACUCAGGCCGACAGUGAUGAGAGUGAAGAUGACCUUGUGCUCAACCUGCAGAAGAAUGGAGGAGUCAAGAAUGGGAAGAGCGCCCUGGAAGAGGUGCAGGACCCAGACUCAGAUGUGGAGGUGGGGAUGAUGAAACAGCACCCCUCAGAGAGCACAGCUGAGAGGUACCCUGCAGAGGCUGCCAUUGGCCUGGAGCAGAAGGCAGCCACCUCCUUGAUGCCUUACUUGCGCACAGCGGUCUUUCUCCUCACCAUGGUUAUCUCUAUGAUUCUGGUGCUGGUCUGUGCAUUUCUAAUUCCUUGUCCUCCUAGGGAUUUGCAUAACACCUGGAUGCACCACCUGGGUCAGGAAGCAGGUGGGGUACUGUUUCCACUGGAACUCUCUGACGUGAACGGUGAUGGGCUUCCUGACAUCCUGCUCUCCUUUGCUGCCCUGAUGAAUGCUAGUGUCAUGGGUGUCUCCAGGCCCUCGGUAACUGUAGUGGCCCUUUCAGGCAUGAAUGGAAGCACGUUGUGGUCCAUCCACAUUCCAGAGGACACUCGGAGUGUACACUGCAAAGGACUGACUCACAUGGCCACAGUAGAGCCAGUCUGCUUGGUGACUGGAACAUCUAAAUUCCUCAGCCUUCUCAAUGCUUCCACAGGAAAAACCAUCUGGAGGCUAAACCCUGACCACCUGCCAAGUGGGACUCUGGCUGCACCAGCUGUUACGCUACCGGAUGUGGAUGGAGAUGGGAUUGGAGAUCUGGUAGUCCUGGCCAUUGGGGAGACGCAGCCUGACCUGUGCUUUAUCUUGUUGUCUGGAAAGACUGGAAACCCUCUAGGUGGGCCUGUGAAGUACAGCAUAAAUGGAGAAGGAAAACUAAUUGGUCCCCAAGCCCACAUCACCAGGCAAGGAGCCAUUUACAUCCUGUUUGGCUUUGGUAAUGUCCAAGCAGUUUCGCUGAGGGAUAUCUUUGCCCAGGCCAGAAUCCAUGACAUCUUCCCACAAGUGCUGCAACAGGAAGAGCCAGAGUGGGAGAAGCACAGAUCAGUCAACUUGUCAGAGCUCAUUGACAUUUACAGCGGGGGUGUUGAGUUUCUACAAACAGUGAAGGCUUCAGACAGCAACUGCAGCAACCUUCUCAUCACCACCAAGCAUGGCCUGACUUUACUACAGGGACAGGACCUAGAACCCCAGUGGAGCUUGGAGAUUCAGGAUAUUCACAGCCAACCUUCCCCUGGUUACUUCAGUGCUGAUCAAGUCCUGGACUUCAUGCUGCAGGCUCCGAGCAGAAGUGGUACAAAAAGGGUGGUGGUGGUAGAUGGCAAAACGGGCCUCCCUAUUUGGAGCCAUAACCUCCCAUGUCGCAUGCAAGAAUCCGAUGCACUAUCAGUAAUGACUUUGGACAGGAAAUCUGUUUUUCUCUUCUGGGCUGAUGAAAUACAGCCUGCAUCACAAAGUCUGGAACCUGGCCCAAGAAAUGAGCGCCCAGGGCUUCACCAUCUCUACCUCUUGCAUCCUGCCUUUCCUACAGUCCUUUUGGACCUCAACAAUAUCACCGACAUAGUGACUGCUUCAGCCAUUGGAAUUAAUGAUCUCCAGAAAGAUGCAUUUUACAUCACUAUGAUGAGGAGCCCUACAGCUGAAAACCAACCAGGAUUUUUGUCUGUCAGCAAGCUAGGCCUGAGGUGGGCCAUGAUGACUCAAAGCCGCAUGGUAUUGCUAAAGGACACCACCCCCAAGAUCAGCCGAGGGGAAGUAAGGAGAUUCUUGGCCAGGCUGAAAUUUGUGGAUUUUCCUUUCAAGGUCUAGGAUGUUGGCUUCUCAGGUUUCACAUGCACAGGGUGGAUAUUUGGCCCUUGGUGGAGUAGGGGAAGAUGCUCAGUGAUUCUUCAUCAUACUUGCUGUACAAAGGGAGCAGGGACUGAAGCUACUCCCCUGUCCCUUCCUCAAGCUUGCCAGAAAAA